CGCUGACUGCACGAAGAGCUCGCGCCGAGGUCACGCGGCACGCGCACUGAAGACCAAGUACCAGCGCUGCUUCUAGUGUAUUCUUUUGUCACAAAGAUAUACAUCUGCAGUAUUUUCUCGCCGUUCCGCAAAAGGUACUCCGGCUACUACGCGCUCUUCAUUUCCGCCAAGGAAGCCAUGGUUAGCGAGCCAAAGCAGCAGCCUCAGUGGGCUUCGCGCGUCCGAGAAGUCGAGCUCCUCGUCUACUUCGCCUACCAAACUCCCCCGUGCGAAAGCAUUGGCCUCUACAAAGUCUUCAAGGUGCUCGAACUCGCCGAGAGCCUCAAGGUUUGGAAGGACAGAACCCAGUGCCAUGCUCCGACGUCGGAGAAGCUGCGCACGAUCGUCGAAGAUGACCACCUGUACGCUCCCAACGAGGUGAAGGACACGUUCGGCGCCACACUCAAAUGGCUAUUCGCCAACGUUGAUGAGAGGAAGGCCUACCUCGCUGAGUUCCUGCCGCUCGUGCGCUUCUCACGCUGUUCCGUCACCCACCACGAACCGAUGCUCUUAGACGUCAGCACCGUCGGACAGCCGGAAAAGGACGUCGCGGAGCUAGCGGUUCCUCCUCUGUCCCCUCCUUCCUCACGUGGCCCUGGCAGCGGUGACGGCACCCACUGAGGGUGCUUGCCACCGCCGUGGAGUAGCCGGCCGACUCGGGCCAUACGGUGAUCAUUUCCCCGUCUCUGGUGCCGGCGUCUCUGGUGCAGGCGGCUGCGUCGUCGGCCUUCACCGCGGCUACUCCGUGGCUUCGAUGGCAACGCCAUCUCUCGGUUGCCACGUAGGAGUGGUGGGCAGGGACGGGUGGUCAAGCGCGCAAGCAAGACAGCGAGAAGCGAGCGUCCUCCAGGCGGCUGCAACACACCAGUGGCAGGCUCAGGGACCGCAGGACAUGUGACCGGCUGAGCUUAAAGUGCGAAAAUCGGUGCUUUAUGUAGUUCGAUGAAGCGAGUAAUGGCUAUGAGCGAGCGAUGGCUAUGCGCGCGUGGUGCAUAACGCGUAGUUUCUUUUUACUGCUUUCUAUGUCCUUUUCUUAUCAAUCGUUUUUGUCGUUGUUGCUAUUGUAGCUUAGUGGCCAAUAUGAUUUCUACAAAACGCCCAGC
Dermacentor albipictus is the source of this 1142-nucleotide messenger RNA. The record is from RefSeq and is a predicted model, not a curated record. NCBI's taxonomy places the organism in Eukaryota, Metazoa, Arthropoda, Arachnida, Ixodida, Ixodidae.